Messenger RNA from Myotis myotis, 2591 nucleotides. It is a transcript of the gene SLC52A3, whose product is annotated as solute carrier family 52 member 3. The transcript is spliced from 5 exons. Lineage: Eukaryota; Metazoa; Chordata; Mammalia; Chiroptera; Vespertilionidae. The record is from RefSeq and is a predicted model, not a curated record. Gene Ontology annotation, molecular function: riboflavin transmembrane transporter activity. Gene Ontology annotation, cellular component: plasma membrane. Bases 306 to 1712 code for a protein of 468 amino acids. Gene Ontology annotation, biological process: riboflavin transport.
AGAGCGAAGACUGAAGGCAGCUUUGGCCGGAGCAGCGGGAGCAGCGCAGUCUUGAAGGCGGCUCCAGCCGGAGCAGCGAAGACUGAAGGCCUCUAGUUUUCUAUAUUUUGCUAUUACCAGCAAGGCCACAGGAAAUAGAAACCUCAGGCAGGCAUGGUUUCCUCCGGGGCAGGUAACCUUUGGGACAAUCUCCUGGCGAGAAAUGGCACCUUGGAGUCAUUGUUAAUUGACAUUUCCCAUGAAUGAAGGCCCUGCUGCAGGCUGAUCUGGGAGGUGGCAGCCUCUGACCCAGGACAGGUAUCACCAUGGCCCUCCUGAUACACCUGCUUGUCUGCACCUUCGGGAUGGGCUCCUGGGUGGCCAUCAACGGGAUCUGGGUGGAGCUGCCCCUGCUGGUGACGGAGCUGCCGGAAGGCUGGUACCUGCCCUCCUACCUCACGGUGACCAUCCAGCUGGCCAACGUCGGGCCCCUCCUCUUCACCCUGCUCCACCACUUCCGGCCUGGCUGCGUGUCCGAGGUGCCCAUCAUCUUCGCCGUGCUGGGUGUGGGCACCAUUGCCUGCACCCUCUUUGCCUUCCUCUGGAAUGUCACCUCCUGGGUGCAGGGCAGCCUCCGCAGCAUCACCUUCAUGGUCCUCACCUUCUUCCUGGCCCUGGUGGACUGCACCUCCUCCGUCACCUUCCUGCCCUUCAUGAGCCAGCUGUCCACCCACUACCUCACCACCUACUUUGUGGGUGAAGGACUCAGCGGCCUCCUGCCUGCCCUGGUGGCUCUUGCCCAGGGCUCGGGACUCACUACCUGCGUCAACGUCACCGAGACACCUUAUAACACCUCAAGCCCUAGCAUCGUGAGGAAGACCGGCAUCCCACAGGGAAAUGACAGCACUCCUGUGCCUGGCCUCACGGGGACGGCGCCCACCAUGGUCCGUCUGGAAAGCCGCUACCUCCCUGCCCACUUCUCGCCCUUGGUCUUCUUCCUGCUGCUCUCCUUCAUGAUGACCUGCUCCCUCCUUGCCUUCUUCCUCCUCCAGCGCCACCCCAGGCGCUGUAAGACCUCCACAGAAGACCUCCUCACCUCCCAGGUCACCCUCUACUCUAUCCGGCCACUGAAAGAGGACCUGGGCCCCACGGCCCCGGCGGACAGCAGUAUGAGCCAGGAGCCCGCGGAGGAGAAAGCGGCCUCCCGCUACCCAGCCCACCUACUUUUCAUCUACGGGCUGGUGGCCUUUGUGAACGCACUCACCAACGGCGUGCUGCCUUCUGUGCAGACGUACUCCUGCCUGUCCUACGGGCCGGUAGCCUACCACCUGUCCGCCACCCUCAGCUCCAUGGCCAACCCUCUGGCCUGCUUCCUCUCCAUGUUCCUGCCGAACAGGUCUCUGCUCUUCCUGGGGGUCCUCACCGUCCUUGGGACCGGCUUCGGGGCCUACAACAUGGCCAUGGCGGUGAUGAGCCCCUGCCCCCUCAUGCAGGGCCACUGGAGUGGAGAAGUCGCCAUCGUGGCCUCGUGGGUGCUUUUCAUUGGCUGCCUGAGCUAUGUCAAGGUGAUGCUGGGCGUGAUCCUGCGCGACCGUAGCCGCAGCGCCCUCUUGUGGUGUGGGGCGGCGGUGCAGCUGGGCUCGCUGCUCGGAGCUCUGCUCAUGUUCCCGCUGGUCAACGUGUGGCGGAUCUUCUCCUCGGCGGACUUCUGCAGCCUGCAGUGCUCCGCCUAGGGCCUAGGCCAACUGAAAACUGGGGCCCAGGGAGACAAGGCAAGGGCCCAAGGUCACUGGGAAAGUGUUGGGGUGAGGGGGUGGUCUCUGAGGCAGAGCCUGAGGACUUGAACCAUCAACACAAACCCCCCUCCUUAAGGUGGCUGAUUCCACAGGCCUCCCAGGGAGCCUGGAAACGCAGAGCACAGCCCGCCCCAGCUCUGAGUCAGGUGCUUGCAAUUCCACUCUCUCAGGGCCUCCUUCCCUCACGCUUGGGAGGGAACUGACUUGGGGCACCCAGCUGGAGGCGGGCUCUGACCAGCUGUGCGACCUUGGGGAGUCACCUGAUUUUUUUGUGCCUAUGUUUCCUCAUCCAUAAAAUGGGGAUUGUAAUACAUAGCACCUACCUCAUACAGCUGACAGAGGGCUGAAAGGGAGACACCCGUGUGUGGCAAAACCGCCUGGGCCACUUCCUGAUCUGACGCCCAACAGUAAUGAGAAGAGUGACCACAGUGGCCAGGGCUUGAGAGACGACCCCUGCCCCAUGUCCCUUCCCCACUGUCCUCAGAGGAGCUUCUGGAAGACACGGCUAAUGGGGGAAUCUCGGGGAAGGGGUCCCUGAUUCCCAUUAUAGAGGGACACUCACCCCUUCCCAUCAUCCCUCCUGACCCAUGACCUCCUGAGAGGCAGAGAGAGGUGAUGGGGGAGGGGCGACACCAAGUGCCCACCCCCAGCUCAGCAAGGCUGACCACUGGACCCCGAGGACCCCAGGACACAGGUCUGCCAUCUGGGGGGCGGGGGGGGCGUUAGUUACCUGACUGUUGUUUUACCUGAUUGUUGUUUUUUAUUUUACUUUUUGUGUGUUUUUUAAAAUAAAGGCAUUCCCUGCUUUUACACUAA